Amborella trichopoda is the source of this 1043-nucleotide messenger RNA. Its product is annotated as oxaloacetate tautomerase FAHD1, mitochondrial. Gene Ontology annotation, molecular function: acetylpyruvate hydrolase activity. The record is from RefSeq and is a predicted model, not a curated record. Gene Ontology annotation, cellular component: mitochondrion. Lineage: Eukaryota; Viridiplantae; Streptophyta; Magnoliopsida; Amborellales; Amborellaceae.
AACCAGUAAAUAAAGACGGCGGCUUUUUUUAUAAAAAUGGAGAUGGGUGACACUUUAAAACUUGAAAUUUGGGAGUUAAUAGGGUUAACAAUGGCUGGGGCUUCUGCAUCAAACAAGCUCCUGAGUUUGGGAACAAAGAUAGUGGCGGUAGGAAGGAAUUACGCAGCUCAUGCCAAAGAGCUCGGCAACGCUGUGCCAAAGGAGCCAGUUCUAUUCUUGAAGCCCACAUCUUCUUAUCUUCAAAAUGGGGGUGCCAUUGAAGUCCCUCAUCCUUUGGAGUCAUUGGAUCAUGAAGUCGAGUUAGCAGUCAUUGUUGGGCGAAAUGCUCGUGAUGUACCCCAAGGAACCGCCAUGGACUAUGUUGGAGGUUAUGCACUUGCCUUGGACAUGACUGCCAGAGAAAUACAAUCUUCUGCUAAGGCUGCAGGGCUUCCUUGGACAGUUGCCAAAGGCCAAGACACCUUCACCCCCAUUGGUUCAGUUAUACCCACGUCUAUGGUGAAGGACCCUCAUGACUUGGAGUUAUGGCUAAAGGUAGAUGGUGAAACCCGACAAAAGGGUUCAACCAAAGAUAUGAUGUUUAAGAUCCCAUUCCUUAUCAGUCAUAUAAGCUCUAUUAUGACUCUUUUUGAAGGAGACGUCAUACUGACUGGUACUCCACCAGGAGUUGGUCCUGUAAAGGCAGGACAGAAGAUAACAGCAGGUAUAACAGGCCUGGUUGAGGUCCAGUUUGAUGUUCAGAAGCGCCAGCGACCAAACAGUUCUUAAAUACAUCAAAACAAUCAAAAUGAUUUCUGCCACCGAAACUCCUCUUCCUAUUCCAAUCGAGACCUGAUGAUUUGAAACUCCGCAAUUCAAUGCUGAAGGCUCCCAAAUAUGUAUUUCUGAUUAUAAUAUUAUGCAGAUUGGACAAUUGUGUUUGUGCAUGAACAUGUGCGUGCCCGUGCGUAUGUUGAUUGCUGAUGGGCUCAUGUGGAUAGUUCUCCAAUGCACACACAUUUCAUCAUGCAAAGCCAGCCAAAAGAUAAGGGCGUAUGUUGAUU